AUGUCUUCUGCCACCCCUCCGUCACCACCGAGCUACUGCGAAACCUCAGGGCCCGCUCAAUAUGCCCGACAUAUUGAGCAGUCGCCACCCAGCUCGCGCUCCAAGCCCACUUGUACCGAUGACAAGGGCCAGCCAUCGAUCCACGGGCCAGUAAUCCGAGACUUUGCCUACGAUCACCAUGGUCAGAGCACAAGGAGUCAACGCCGUCCGUCCAAACUAACCACGAUCAAGCUUGGACCCGGUAUCUACACGAGGACAUGCCUGGACUAUGCGGAGCUGAAGAUACAAGAUCUCGGGCCCAGUCCUGGGUUGUACCGGCAUCUGCCUGGGUUCCCGAUACAUGUCUCCGGCACAGUCAGGACAUCGGAGAGCCGGGGAACACAGUUGGCGCGCACCCAUCAAUCUCAUCACUCUCAACAGGAUGGUCACACCUGUCAUGACCGCCAAGAACGAAGACAGAGGCGGCAGACCCUGCGCGAAUACCGCACCGCCAUCCAUCUCGCCAUCGCCGCCGAGAUCAUGCUAGUCAUCGUAGCAGGCGGGCUGGUAGUAAUCCACGCUUCUGCGAUUGCAGAUGCCGCGACUUCGCGUGCUCAUCAUGCCCUUUUGGUAUUGCGACAAUGCGUGCCAAAUACGAGCAGCAUAGCCUGGACCGACUGGUCAGCCGGAACUCUUGUGCUGGCUGGAUUCGCGGCAGGUGUAGCGGGCUUCAGCAUGGUGGGUGUGGCUGUUUUGAUACUGUUCUCGUGGGUCGGCGGGAGUGGUGUUGAGGCGGCAGUUCUAUCCACAGUGACGAGUGAGUUGACGACGAGUGUCACCUCGACGUCCACCAUGCUGCCGGCCUCGGCCACUAUGGCCACGAUUCCCGGGGUAUACAACAUUACGCUCCUGCCAAACGUGACUUUGAGUGGUCCAUACCAAGCAGAUAUCUCAGCGGGAUCCUGCUACUACCCCAACUGCGUCUACGACACCGUCAACUCAGCCGGCUCCAUAGUCUUGCCCGAGAGCUUGCUUAGAUUGUUUGUGUACACAAGCACCUUCUUGGUCGUGAUCUGGGCCGUCUGCAAAGCCGCCUUUGCCGUCCAAGCCAUGAUGAACGAGCAAGUUCAGCGGGUCGAGCAGGUCGCGCAAAUAAAGCAAGCCAAGCAGAUCGAGAAAUUCGAGCAAGCAUCCCUCCCACCGCCAGAACUCGACAUGGAGGCCGAUGAGGUCUUCGAGUACGAGACUGGCAUGAACAAGGAGACCAUCUUCCCGCUCCGAACCUCAGAGUCGAACGAUGCCGCGAGGCUGAGCAAGAGGCAGAAGCGCACUCCCUCCGCAAUCGGCACGAGCCGUUCGAGAAGUGACGGCAGGGUGUGCACGCUCAAGAAGCGCAAGGUCGUGGUUCCGCGUCGCACGCUGGACGUUGAUGAAAGGGUUUAUUUCAUGCACUACCCUCCUCGUGCAGUCGAGCAGGACUUUCGCUCGUCGCUGUGA
Molecule: messenger RNA, 1476 nt
Organism: Recurvomyces mirabilis
Lineage: Eukaryota; Fungi; Ascomycota; Dothideomycetes; Mycosphaerellales; Teratosphaeriaceae
Exons: 2
Coding region: 1-1476 (491 amino acids)
Source: RefSeq, a predicted model, not a curated record